GCUACGAGCAGACAGAUGUUGAAGAUGUUCUCCUCCCUGAGCCUCCGCUGCCUCCUCCUGCUCCUCCUCUCCCUCAGCGCCUCCAUCAGCUGCUCCUCCGCCGCUCAAAGAGACUCCAAACUCCGCCUGCUGCUGCACCGGACCCCGCUGCUGAGCUCCAAACAGGAAACGUCUCGCUCCUCGCUGGCAGAGCUCCUCCUCUCUGACCUCCUGCAGAUGGAGAACGAAGCUCUAGAGGAGGAUGGGUUUACUCUCCCCGAAGGAGAACCAGAGGACAUCCGUUUGGACCUGGAGCGGGCUGCCAGCAGCGGGCCGCUGCUCGCACCCCGAGAGAGAAAGGCUGGAUGCAAGAACUUCUUCUGGAAGACCUUCACGUCCUGCUGAGCCUUCAUCGCCCUCCUCCACCCCUCCUCUUCUUGAUGCUGUACAGAAGCUGAUCUCUGGUCAGCUGGGUGAAAUGUUCCGAUCUUUCUGAGCUGAUUCUUUCUGAAUGUAAACACCA
Messenger RNA from Cyprinodon variegatus (sheepshead minnow), 502 nucleotides. RefSeq names its product somatostatin-1-like (gene sst1.1). The record is from RefSeq and is a predicted model, not a curated record. Gene Ontology annotation, biological process: regulation of cell migration. The transcript is spliced from 2 exons. Gene Ontology annotation, cellular component: extracellular region. Gene Ontology annotation, molecular function: hormone activity. Lineage: Eukaryota; Metazoa; Chordata; Actinopteri; Cyprinodontiformes; Cyprinodontidae. Bases 16 to 384 code for a protein of 122 amino acids.